AUGGACGACAUCCUGACGACGCAGUUCGACCACGUCGAGCAGGCUGUGCACGCCCUGGUCGAAUCCAUCGCUGCGUAUAAUCCGUCCCCGCAAGCUGCACUAGACCUGGUUGCAGCCGACGACGAGCUGAGCCGAGGACUGGACCUUCUCGCCCAGCACCAGGCAAACCACGCCCGCAUCCAAGCCCUGCAUGCUCAGGCAGACGCCCUGGAAGAGCAGCUCAAGUCCUCUGUCGCGACCCUUGCCAGCCUGCGCCACGAACUCUUUGAGACUCCAGCAACCACCUUCCCUGCCGAUUCGCGCCCCGUUCGCCUCGAUGAGCUUCUCCAGUUCGCGACAACCAUCUCCGACUUCACCGUCCCACCGACCUUCCGCGAGCGCGUGCCAGAAGUAGACGCAAACAAGGACAAAGAAAAGGAGGAUGGGUCUGGCGUAGCUCUAACAAAUGGCGCAAGCACACCAGCCAACAUACCAGAUGCCGUGGAACCACCAAAAGAUGCCACAGAGGGCCAGAAGGAAGGCGAGAAGACAGAUGGCGCAGUGCCAGAAAUCACUGCCGAAGAGGAGGAAUGGCUGAAGAAGCUCAAAGACAGUAACCUGGCAUGGUACCCGUGGCCGGACAACGACAAGAUCCGCAGGGGCAAUCUCUACAAACUCCAGUAUUACCGCGAGAAGAACUUUGAUCUGGAUGCGCUUGACAUCUGGGCGCACGAAGAAGCGUUGAGGAGUCAGGGUAUGGGCGUGCCCACAGAGGCGAUAGAGCCGCAGAACCAGGCACUAGAGCCAUCAGUAGAGCCAGCGCAAGAGCAGCCUGUUGCCCAAGCAGCGCCACGGGUGCAAUCGCCACCUGGACCGCCAAAGCCAACAUUCGACAUGUUUGACGAUCUGGAUGACGAGUAAUUCAAAAUCGGAAGAUACCCAAAACGCAUACAUGGCAUGCCAAUAGUUUUCAUCCUACAUUUAGGGCGGCCAUCUGCGUUUGAGCAUGUUUUGGUGUGCAUCAACGGAACAGUAAGAGCCUCUCACAUAGCCUCGACCCCUCAUGAACGCUAGGCCAGCGACGCGAUGAAGCACGUGAUAGCGUGUUGAGCCCGGAAAACGCGGACCGGGAGCCCCGCUUUUCCUCCCUCGUACCUGGGACGCUGUUCACCACAACACCGAGGAGCCUAAGACGUGGGGACUUGUUGGCUCUCAUGCCGUGUUCCCACCUGGUCGUCUUGCGCUGCGUAGUAUGCAGGGUAGAAAGAGGUCAAUCUCCACCCUUCCAAUCUCGUCCAUAUAGGCCGCCUUAUUCACGACGUGGAAUCUUCCAUAGUCUGACAGGAAGGUCGUCGCUCCUACACGUCGCUUCACAUCACAUAGAUACGUCACCAAACAAAAUACUAUAAUAACCUCGCUAC
Messenger RNA from Dothidotthia symphoricarpi CBS 119687, 1400 nucleotides. RefSeq names its product mediator of RNA polymerase II transcription subunit 4. Gene Ontology annotation, biological process: regulation of transcription by RNA polymerase II. The coding region runs from base 1 to 900 and encodes 299 amino acids. Gene Ontology annotation, cellular component: mediator complex. The transcript is spliced from 2 exons. NCBI's taxonomy places the organism in Eukaryota, Fungi, Ascomycota, Dothideomycetes, Pleosporales, Dothidotthiaceae. The record is from RefSeq and is a predicted model, not a curated record. Gene Ontology annotation, molecular function: transcription coregulator activity.